Molecule: messenger RNA, 981 nt
Organism: Hydra vulgaris (swiftwater hydra)
Lineage: Eukaryota; Metazoa; Cnidaria; Hydrozoa; Anthoathecata; Hydridae
Product: E2F-associated phosphoprotein
Biological process (GO): positive regulation of cell population proliferation
Cellular component (GO): nucleus
Source: RefSeq, a predicted model, not a curated record
AUUGACUUGUAACAGUCUAAUUUACUUUUUAUAAAACUCAAGUAUGUUGAAGUUAUAGUUGUAGAAAAAAAAAGUAACGAUUAUAGUUAAAUAUGAAUGACGAAUAUUUAGAUAUCAAUGAUCAGGAUAGCGAUAUUGGAGAUUGCCUAACAAGUUCUGAUGAUGAAGGAGAUCUACUUUUUAUUGUGAAAGAUGGAAAAGAUGUAUUACGGUGUACAAAUGAGGAUAGUGAAGUCACACUAAAUACAAAUGUAUCAAAUGAAAAUCUUUUGUAUGACCCAAAUAUUGACAAAGACAACGAAAACUGGAUGAAAAGAAAAAGAACUUAUGGCAAACAAGAUGAAUCAAAUUUAAAUGCAAAUAAAGUCUCUACAAGUGAUGCUAUGCUCAGUUGUCCAGCUUGUUUAACAACUGUUUGUGUUGAUUGUCAACGACACGAAGUUUACAAGCAUCAAUUUCGUGCUAUGUUUGUUAUGAACUGCCGCAUCGAUCUUAACCAAUACCUUCGUUACGAAAACAAAAACAUUUCUAAAAAACGGAGAAAAAAAUACGGUCCUGGAAAACUUAUACCUUGUGAACAAUCUAUAGCAUCAUUUCGUGACUCCGUUGAAAUAAUUUAUACUGAAGAUAAAAACGAAAAUCAAAGCUCAACAAAUAAACUAAAUAUAUCCGACAAGCUAAAUGAACAAUAUAAACGCGAAGAAGUUUAUAAUCCAGUUAAAUGCGAUAUUUGCGCAACAGAAAUCGCGGUAUACGACUCUCAAGAAGUAUAUCAUUUUUUUAACGUCAUUGAAAGUAUAGCCUAAAUUUUUUAUUCACGUUAAUCGAAACCGUGACGAUGAAAACUAUUUAUAGUGAAAAUAAUUUAUAGUGGCAAAAAAUAAGUUUUGUACGUAGUAAAAUAAAUGUUAAAGAAAUUUGUCUUGAAUUUGAAAUAUUAAAGAAAUAAUGAAUGUCUUGAAUUUCACAUUUUAAAUUUCA